This is a messenger RNA of Diabrotica balteata, 8835 nucleotides long. The record is from the annotation of a GenBank genome assembly. Lineage: Eukaryota; Metazoa; Arthropoda; Insecta; Coleoptera; Chrysomelidae.
GUUUUAUCUGAAGGAAUAGCAACAAGUGUGAAAGUAUCGAAGAAAUUCAAAAAUAAAAUGGGUUGUGCGGUGAGUACAACUGGGGAAAAAGCUGCUCUAGCUAGAUCCAGAAAGAUUGACCGGGAUCUCCGAGCAGCUGGAGAAAAGGCUGCCAGUGAAGUGAAAUUGUUACUACUGGGAGCUGGAGAGUCAGGCAAAAGUACCAUUGUUAAGCAAAUGAAAAUAAUUCAUGAGUUGGGAUACACACCAGAAGAAUGUGAACAAUACAGACCAGUUGUUUACAGCAAUACUAUACAAAGUUUAAUAGCCAUAAUAAGAGCUAUGGGCCAAUUGGGGAUUGAUUUUGCUGAUCCUAGUAAAGCUGACAUAGCAAGACAGUUUUUUCACCUAUGCCAGCUCAGCAGAGGAAGGUGAACUGACUCCAGAAUUGGUAAUGUUGAUGAAAAAGCUUUGGCAGGAUGCUGGUGUCCAGUUAUGUUUUGCCAGAUCAAGAGAAUACCAGUUAAAUGACUCUGCUGCUUACUAUCUCAAUGCAUUAGAUAGAAUUUCAAAUCCUACUUAUGUACCAUCUCAACAAGAUGUUUUGCGAACUAGGGUCAAGACCACUGGAAUUGUCGAGACCAAUUUUCUCUUCAAAGGUCUACAUUUUAAAAUGUUUGAUGUUGGUGGUCAGCGAUCUGAAAGAAAGAAAUGGAUUCACUGCUUUGAAGGAGUCACUGCUAUUAUCUUUUGUGUAGCAUUAUCUGGCUAUGAUUUGGUACUUGCAGAAGAUGAAGAAAUGAACCGUAUGGUAGAAUCCAUGAAGCUUUUCGAUUCUAUUUGCAAUAGUAAAUGGUUUGUGACUACAUCGAUAAUCCUGUUUUUGAACAAAAAAGAUCUAUUUGAAGAGAAAAUUGUACGCAGUCCCUUGACCAUCUGUUUCCCAGAAUAUACAGGCCCUAAUACUUACGAAGAUGCGUCAGCAUACAUCAGAAUGAAAUUCGAAAAUCUCAAUAAACUUAAGGACCAGAAAGAAAUAUAUACACAUUUCACAUGUGCUACUAACACAACUAACAUACAAUUUGUGUUUGACGCGGUAACUGACGUCAUUAUAAAGAAUAAUCUGAAGGAUUGUGGUCUUUUAAUGUAGACUUAAACUGUUUUUACAGGAUGUUUUAUACAGGAGUGUCCAAAAACAAGUUUUAUUCACUUUAUAGCAUACCCUGUAUAUGGUGCAAAAUUCCAUCCAAUCUUAUAUACUGUGGUGGAAGAUGUACUGAACACCUUGUAAAAAAUGUGUUAAACUGCAUCGAAAUGUGUAUAUAACUAAAAAUUGAUGGAAGAGUGAGUAUGUGUGCUGUAGAUAUACAGGGUUAUAAAAACAACUUUAUUCAAUUAUAAAUGAUAUGAAUUUUAUAUGAAACUGGCAGCUCUUAAAAUACUUAAAAGGUUGUUGAUUUUUUUAACCUGUACCUUAUGCGAGAUUUGUUAAAAACUCCUGUGUUUAUCCAUUAUUUAACGACUCCAUGUACUUUACAUUUGAUUCAGAAAAUUUGCUUAAUAUAUUUAUCCAAUAACGCAAUGUGUUUCUUGAAAAUUUUGAUUGAGAAGCGUUUGAUAUCGUUACUUACAAUAAUCGGAACACUUUCCGAAAAGUACAAUGUUUUUACCUGAUUCCAUCUCUGGUGGAAAUUUAUUAGCAUGCUGGCAAUGAUAAUUUUGUUUGUUACUAAUUAUUUAACGAAUUAAACAAUAUUUAACAAAAGCAAUACAUCGUUAAACACAAAGGCACAUGUAUACAUCUAACACACAAUGUACUUAUAACUCUAAGAAAACUAAAUAUACUUAUGACGCGUAAUUUUGGAUGACCAAUUUCAUUUUUUGUUUGCUAGACUAUAUAUAUUUCUUAGCAGUGUAAACAUCACGUUUACAUAAUAGAUACUACCACCAUCUAAAAGAAUCUGUAGGUGGCAUAUCUCAACGAUUUUUUAUAUGUAAAUAUAUAGAAAAUUUACUUCAAAAUUCAUCAAUAAAACACCAAACUUGAAGGAAACUACAUAAUGUAUCAAAGAACAAGUCAAAUAUAAUGUACAUGGGGUUUUUAACGGAAACAAUAGUUAUGUUCCUUUUCUUAAAACUGGAUACAAUCCUAAAUUGUAUUAUGUGUACUUCAGGUGAUGUUUCAUCAGUACAAAUUUCAAGCUGCAGUUUUAGAGUAUGUGUCUCGUUUAUAUGUAAUAGUUGCAAUCGUAAGUUUCUAUAAUGAAUACUACCUUAAAAUUUAGUUGAAUCAGUGUAUUAAGAUAUAUUUGAAUCAUCCUAACAACUUACAAAUAUUGAAAUUAAAGAAAAUUCUACAGAUAGUUCAAAUGGUAGAGUGUUUAUCGUGAGAUGUACUGGUUUGAUACAUGGUAUCAGCGGAAAAACUCAUGAUAUUUUUGCACUAUAAAUACAUUUUGUAGAAAUACAGGUAAAGCCAUGGAUUGUAAUAUUAUUUGAGGCAUAUCAGUGGUUCUGUCCUUUCCUUGUUUACCAUAGGUACAGAAUAUAGCAGACUAUUUUUCUAUAUUACAAUAUUGUUAUAAAAGAGCUAUUAGAUUUUACAUAAACAACAGUUGGAAGAAAAUUACCUGGUUGGAUGAAUUCUAUUAGAAAACCUUGGAGAAGGAUUACAUCAGCUAAAUAUUGAUGACUUAGGACAGUAGACUAAAGAAAAUGUUAAUAAACAGUUAAAACGACUUUCUAUUUGAACUCAACUGUUGAAUUGUACCAAAGGCAAAAUAUUGUCUUGACUUGUCAUCUUUAUCAGUAUUAUAGCGAAAGCUGACACAUAGUAUCGUCAAAAAUUUAGUUUAGGCAGGUUCUAAAGACACCAGGGAUCUUUACACUAAAAGUAAUUAAUUAGAGGCGAGACAUGGAGUUCGCGGGACGAGCCAAACCCUCUGGUGUAAUAACUCUAAACCAGUUUUGAAUAAUUGCUUCUAUCAGUUCUCUUGUUUACUGGGGUUUCGGCACUACACUUUCAGCCUUGACCAUAAAUUUUUUAUUGGAUUUAGAUCGGGACUAUUUCCAGGCCAAAGCAGGACAGUAACGUCAUGUUUUCUCAACCAUUCAUGGAACUCUUAGCCGUAUGGCAAGACGCUCUAUCCUUCUAGAAGAUGCAUUGUUGGGCAUCUCCUUCAAACAAAUCUCUGAUAGUCGGCAUCAGUUUGGCUUGCAGUAUCUCUUCCUGAUAUUUUUUUGCAUUAAUAUUGCCCUAUAUUACUGCUAAACGUCCAACUCCAUUAGUGGUCAAUGGUCAUACAAGCCCAUACCAUGACACUCUCAGGAUGCUUUAUAGUGACCGUAGUACACUGGGGCAAAAGAUCGGUAUUCUGGUUUCAUCAUUCUAAAUUACUUUACUACACUGUUCUUCUAUCCACCCUCUGUGUGCCAAAGCCCAAUCGAUGGUGUUUGCCUGUUUUUUGUUCAGGAACUGCUUCUUUCUAGGAGUUCGUGCUCUCAAUUCAUUUUCACACAACUUUCUUGUGAUAGAACGAUCCGAUAUUUGUAAGCCAGUUGAUUUGACAAUAGCAUUAAUUUCUUUUGCGGAUCUGCGACGAUCUUCAUAUCCAACGCUCAUCGUUUCAGUUUUCUGCCUGUUCUUUUUGCUGAUUUUGUGACGCCACCACCCAAUUUGUUUGCUAUUUCUUAAUAUUUGUAAACUUUUUCUCGAAGGAUAAUUGCUUUGGCUAUCUUUCGUGGUGACAAAUUUUGGGUUUUUUGGUGUCAUUUUCGUUGAAUCGACACUGAUGUAUUCCUCUCCGACAAUUAAACAAUAUCACCUUAGUAACAACUACCUGAAGUCACUAAUGAGCACUGGAAGUCGCACGAAAACUGUACUAAACGCCUCCAAUUGAGUCAUAGACUUACUAGCAAAACCCUGACGUAAUACAGUAUUGCCAAUAUUGCCAUGCACAUUGGCAUAAUAUACGUAGAGUGAGAAAUACACAAAAAAUGUAAUUAUACCGAUAAACUAUAUAAAUCACGAUCAUGAGACGAGUGUUGCUGGAAAAACGAUAAUUUUUGUAAAGUUUCCAGAAUUUUGGAUACUAGUGUAGCUAAUUGUGCCAUUAAUACAAAGAGUCAUCAUCCUGCUUGGUUGUCUUAAAUUAUCCGAGUGAAAAACAAGCUCCAUUAAAGACUAAACAAAUUAGAAUUUUCGAUCAAAUUAAAAAUUUUAAAAUUUAUUAUUGAGUGACGUCGUAGAGGGAAAAUUAUUUCUUAAUAAACAGGCUUUGCGCAGAGAAAAUUUGCUAAUCUUAUUCUCAUAAAAUAUUCGAAUAAUAAAACUCAGCACAAAUUCUGGGCUGCAGCUUGAAUAUCUGAACAUCCUUUUUAUGUACAUACUAGUUAUGAUGUGAGGUCACAUAGACAGGAUCUUGAUUAUAUAGUAAUCAACUAAAUUGUGUAAAGAUUAAUUGUUUGGUAUAAAUUUAUGUUGGCUUUAAAGUUCGUAUUUCAUUUAUUCAUUUUAUUUAUUUGUAUGUGCUUUAGAAAGACAUUUCAUUUUUUACCUAAGUUAAGUUGUGAUCCAUCUCUCUUAAUUUUGAUACAAAAACUAUUUUCUGUGAUGUUUCCCUGAAGUACAGUUUUGCUCUCUGUUUUUAGUAGUACUUAGUUUUGUGAAGCCAUAUAAAUUUUUUGUAUUAGAUAUCAUUCCGAGAAAAAGACUUGCGAUAACUAUAUCUGCCACAUUGCAGUAUUUAAAUUUUGAUACAAUUUUACAUUUGGAAGAAAUAGACUUUUUUUUCUAUUUAUUGUAUUAUAAUGUAAAGAGAUUAUGUAGUCGAAUGGAUGUAGGAUUUAAAAAUUUCCUCAGAUGCCAUAAAAUAAUAAUUUUUUAACAAUAUACAGUACAAUGUGCCUUCCGGUAGAGUUUAUUUUGACCAAAACUGCAUGAAAAAAUGCCUAGAACGAACAACCGCCUAAUAUGAAUGCUGUGAUGAUAAUACUUCCUAAUGUUCAUAGCAUCAGUUGUUGAUUGUACUUAAGAAACACGUUUUAUGUAUCUGUAGAAUAUACAGUGCCUCGGUAAUUGAUUACCAUGCAUUUUUUCAUACAGUGAACUUUUAUGUAAUUAGGUUGAAGUGAUAUUAAAACAUAAGCUUAUAUUUUUAAAAAUACAUAUCUCUAAAUUUGAAGUAGUCAUAUUGUCAAUUUGAUGACCUAAUUUAUUUGUACACUUGUAUUAAAACUAGGGGAACUUUACCUUAAUAACGGAAAAUUUGGCGAUUCUCUUGACAUGUUCAACCGUCAAAUUUCUGUCAACGGUAGUUGGAAAUAAUAAGCAGCAGAUCUGGAAAAUUUAAAUCGGUUAUUGAAAUUGCUAGACGGAGAACUGCCCUUUAUGGAUGAAGCCAUUAAAGGCGUUAACUCCAUAUACAGCUAACUUCUAAUCCAGCGUUUUAUAGUCAUGUACGCCUUUUAUGAUCAGACAUGUCUUUAGUGUCGUGUUUGUCAAAGAAAAAUGUGAAGAAUGCUAAUCCAAAGAAAAUUGAGAUAUUUACACAUCACAGUUAUCGUUGUGCAAUAUAUAUAACUAACGAGAUAAAAACGAAAGAAUCACUAGUCGCCAGGAAUUGUCGGACUUUAAUUUAUAAGGAUUUAGUCGGUCAAAUUAAAAAGAUCUUCAUGAGUCUAUAAGCUUUUUAAAAAAUAUGUACACUAUUAUUUAUAAAUUUUUAAAGUAUGUAUGUAAACAGUGCUUUUCCAAGAUACAUCUGGCGUUCUUCAGAUUCCGGAUUAAAGAAAGUUUACUAUACAUAAAUUUUUAAAUUAUAUAAGAAUCAAUUUCUUAAAAGUAUACCAUAUACUAUAGAAAAUAAAUUUACUUUAUAGAGACCAUAAGUUUUUUAAUUUGGCUUUCAAGUUAGAUCCUUAAAACGAAGUAGUUUCUGUAAACUAGCAGGUUAAGUGCCAGACGUUUAUUCCAUAAACUCAAAAUAUUGUGUGUAUCUACCCCAAAUGGGUGAACAAUAAAACUCAAAUUUUUGCUCACCCAAUUGAAUGCACAACAAUGAGCUGAUAAUUAAAUUAAUAAGACAACAUUUGUGGUUGAAAUCGAGUAACUACGUUUUGACUUCAAAUGUAAUAACAGAAACCUACGUUACUGAAAAAACGUUAUUUUAAAGUAAAGUGUACACCCAUAUGGUUGGGUAGUCUUCUACUUCUUCUUGUGCCCUGCUCGGUUAUUGUGCCUUGGCUAUACUAUUUUAUUGACAGUAGCUCAGAAAAAUGAUGCAGAGGAUCUAUUAAACCAUUCCCUCAGGUUUCUAAGCCAUGACGUUCUUGAAGGAUUGUAGCAAAGAACUUUAGGGAGAAAGGUUUAGACGAAGAAGAUCCUUUUAAGGAAAGGAGGAGGAAACCAAGAAGAUGGAAGGACUGUGUGGCAGAGUGACUGUUUUGCAGAGGACUUGAAAGGUUUAGAAGUAUCAUCACAAAUAUCAAUAACAGCCAAUCCGUGGGUAUAUAGUCAGUUUCGUUUAUUGUAUUAAGAAGAUCAAGUAUGGAACAAAAUUCUUGGAACAAGUAUGGAAGUUGGAGACCGUGGGAAUAUAAACGAAGCAGAGGAAGGCCCCAAAUGAGAUGGGCAGAUGAUAUCAAGAAGCACGAGGGCUCUAGGUGGAUGACUGUAGGGACAGACAGAGAAGAAUGGAGAAGGAUUGGGGAGGCCUAUGUCAAAAGAUGGACCGAAGAAGGCUAAUUAGAUAGAUAGAUAGAUUAAGAAGAUCAAGGAGACAUGUUUUACCUGAACUUUCGAAGAGUUUAUAUUUCACUCCGUAUUUCAUCUGGCCCCGUCUCUUUUCUGGUAUUUGCUAUUCUUAUUGCUCGUUCAAUUUUGUCCAUGUUAUGUUAGGUCUUGUCACUAUUUCUUUCAUUUCAAGAUCAGGCCUUUCAUUAUGAAAUAGUUCCUCAAUGUACUCUUCCCAUCUGUCUAUUCUAUCCAAAUCAGUGAUAAUCAGUUCGGUUUCUCUAUCAACGAUGUUAUUUGUAUGAUUUUUGUACUGACUUUUAUUUUUUAUUCAUAUUAAAUGCAUCACGUUUUCCAUGUAACUCUUCAAUUACCAUACAUUUGUUUUCGAAAUAUGUUUCUAUUGCAUCUCCUGUUUUAGUUCUCUUCUUCUAAAUAUGCCUAUCUUCUAGUGAUGUUGGCGACCACAUUGACCCAUCUUAUUCAAUUCACAGCAGCUCAAAAAAGAUCAGUUGACGUUAGACCAGUCCGUUUCCUAAGAUUGGCCAGCCAGGAUAUACGUCCAGGACGUCUCUUAUAAGUUGCACAGAAUCUUCCUAAGGUUAUUGAAAGAGCUUCUGGUUUUUUCAAUGCGAGCUUUUAGUUCUCAUCUGCGUAUUAAUUUGAAUAUUUCGACGUUUUGAUUUUUAAAUUUGCAUCCUUUGUCCAUUAGAUUAAAAUCUUGUUCUCUAGAUUGUUUGCAAUCACCUGAUUGUUGUUUCUAAUAAUAGUUUGCUAGAAGAUCGCUGUUGUUUUAUCCGUUUAAGCUUUAAUUUUAAUUCGGUCAACAAGAGACUGAUCAGAUGGCAUCGGCACCAGGAAAAGUUUUUACAGCUUUUACUGUAUUUCUGUAACGCUCACUGAUGAUUGUGUAGCCAAUUUUAUUUCAUACGGUAUUACGAGGGGAUCUGGACAAUAAAAAACUAUUUUAUUGUAGCAUGAUCUAAAAUAUAAUUGAACGUGAAAAGAGUAAGUUAUCCUUUACGCGAAGUUAACUACAAAAGGGUGAACAUUGAUUUUGUAUUUUACUGAAAAACUGAGAUCCACCCACUUGGGUGGUCAAGUUUCAAUGUACUAGUAUUUUGGUUUUCCCACGAGAAACCGAAUGGUAUUUGUAAAAUUGUUCUAUGAUAAUAAAUAAAGAUAAAAUAUAGUUCUGGUACUACUUGGCAGUUCACAAGAUUUUCUCUUGGUACCACCGAGGGGUACUGAUGUCCAUCCAAUUAGGUGUACAUACACUUAUCCUGUUAAAUUUAGGAUUUUUCUAUAUGUGGAGUAUUAGUCAGAGUUACUGUAAUCAGUUUGAUAGUCAUAAAUGUUAUAAAUUGAUUUUAUUAUAUGGCUACUUUGAAAUAUCCUUAUGUUUCAAGUUAUGUAUUGCUUCAUCCUACUAAAGGAGUUUUAAUCCAUGUCAUUAAGAUAUCACAAACUCAUCGGCGACAGUACCUGAUUUUGGUUAGAUUUACUGGAAUAAUAUUGUGUUAUGUUUUAUUAAUUGAGUUAUAUUGAAGUAGCAUGUAACAGAUUUUUACGAAUAAUUUAUUUAGUUUGCUGUGAUAGCUCAACCAAGAAUUGCAUAUUCCAUAGACAACUUACAUAUUGUUUAAAAUAUCUUCGUGUUAAUUCUUUAAUUUCAUUUUGAAAGUUAGUUUCGUAUAAUAGAAAUUUAUGGUACAAAUUAACAAAUUUCUACAGAGGUGUAUUUUGAACUUGGAGUGACUAGAACAGCAAAUUUGUUUACUUAUCGUUUUCAUCCUGGCGCUGCAGUUUUUAGUCAAAAAAUAUACCAAAGGUACUUGAAACAGUAAUUUAAAUUGCUUAGGGAAAGUGAGUUUGUGAUUUCUACUUAUUUAUUGUUUGAUUGAUUAUUUUGACUGUUUAAAACUGGAGACGUAUAUAAAAUAGAUGUUAACAUAUUAUAAGAUUAUAGCCCAACGUUACGCAUAAAUAUGUGUUACAUUGAAUGUACUUCAUAUAUUUACUUAUUUUUUUAAUUAGAUAAUAUUAAAUCAGAAUUCUACACCUAAUUUUAAGUGUAUAAAUUAUAUAUUUUGUAUGAUACUUAAUAAAGUCCUUAUUAGUAA